UUCGGUCCAGCGCGAGCGUCGGUCGCGCGCUCUCCUCUCGCGGGUUGAAACUCUCCCUGGCAUAUUCUUCAAUGGCUGACACGGUUCUUCCUCCGCUAUGAUUCUUCUUCACCCUGUUCUGGUGGCGGUGUGUGUGUCGCUGGCGUCCGCGGUGACGGUUCUGUCGUGGCCUCCUCUGAACUGCUCCCGACAGGGUUUGAGAUGUAAAGUCACUACAAGUUACUGCAUGGACAGUGGGUGGCUGGAGAAGAACCGCUACACUCCCAGCAGCCCAGAGGGGCUGCAGGUGAGCGUGGACACCAGGCGCGACGAGGCGGGACGCCUGCAGCCGGUGCUGUCUGCGAACUGGAGCAUCAAGGACGACGGCAGCAUACGUUACCUCACAGCCACCGAGCUUCACGUUCUGGUGAUGGCCCCCAACCAGAACCUGUGUGUCCGAUAUUCCUUCAAAGAGAAACUCUCAAUGAGAAGUCCGACGGGGGAAAAGUGGUCGUUCUCGGCCAACAUGCUGGUGCUGGACCCGGGUCAGAUGUACCAUGUCUGUGUCGUCAACAUCCCCAAACCGGAGCUGGACCACAGCAGCUACGACGUCUGCACCGACGUCACCGUUCCCGAUUGUCCCCAUCCCAACAUGCAGACGACUGAGUUUUGCGUGGAGAGAGGGAGUCUGUGGCGGCCCGACAUCAGUCUGACUCAGACCAGCGCGGUCGGAGGGAGAUCGGCUCUGGCCGUCAGCUUCACCCCCAACGCGCUGUGUGAGGAAUACAUGGUCAUCGUGAGCUGCUCCACCACCCAGCAUGUGGAGCGCACAUACAAGGCCAAUCAGAAGACCCUGAAUGUCACGUUCGACCUCGAUCGAUGGCCACGCUUCUGCUGCCAGUUUGACGUGCAGAUCAAACCCUUCUUCCCACCCUGUGGCCAGGACUGUGCCCGUCGACACCGAACUCUGGAUCUCUGUCUCGCGAGGCCGACCGGCGCCCCCGACGUCCCCGACGUCCCCGCGUACACGUUCGUGGUCCUGGGCGUGGCGGCCGCGUGCGCCGCGACGGCCGGCGUUGCCUGCGCCCUCUGCCGAAAACGAGAAACCCGCGUGGCCUCGGCGCCCGCGGCGGCGGCGGCGGCGGGGACGUCGUGGCGGCGGCCGCUCCAACCGCCUCCCAAACUGCUGGUCAUCUACUCCCACGACCACCGGCUCUACCGCGACGUGGUGCUCAAGCUCUGCGCCUUCCUGCAGGCCAAGUGCCGCACCGAGGUUCUGGUGGACCUGCUGGACUCGGCGUCGGUCGGCGUGGUCGGGCGCCUCCGCUGGCUGGAGCGGCAGCGGCAGCGGCUCCAGAACCCCUCGGACAAAAUCCUGGUGCUGUGCUCGCGCGGCGUCCAGGCCAAGUGGCGGGCCCUGUGCGGUCAGGGCCGCGUGACCCUGAGGGAGGACGUCCUCUCGCCCACCGACGACAUGCUCACGCCCUUCCUCAACCUCUUCCUCCCCGACAUGCACCGGGCCGGCACGCUGGGCCGGUACCUGGUGGCGUACUUCGACGACGUCGGCGGCGAGUGCGACGUGCCGUCGGUCUUCGACAUCGGGGUCAAAUACAAGCUGAUGAAGCAUUUCGAGGAGCUGUACCUCCGCAUCUUGGACAUCGAGAAGUACCAGCCGGGCCACGUCACCCACGUGGAGGGCGUCGGGCCGGACGAGUACUUCCGGUGUCCGUCGGGCCGGGCCCUGAGGGACGCCAUCGAGGCCUUCCGGGUCCACCAGGUGGAGAACCCCGACUGGUUCGAGAAGGAGUGCGUGACCGACGAGGAGGAGGUGCUGACGGAGCGCCACCGGCUCCUGGACCGGCCGCGGGUCGCCCCGGUGCUGGAGCGUGUUCCUCUCGUCCGAGUCGGACCUCCCGUCCUCGCCCGCGAGGUAGAAAUCAAUCGCCGUGACGACCGUCUCCUGGUGCUGACGCCGGAGCUCGACCCGGACGAUCGGACUCGCAGGCCGGAGUCCGUCUACGUACUGGAGCCCGUUGUGAACAACCCGGACCCGCCGAGACGGAACCGCCUCGGUCCGAUUCCCACGGAGGAUGAGGAAGAGGAAGAGGAGGAGGAAGGGGAGGGUUCCCGCUCCGCUGGUUCGGAGAAGAGGAGCUCGGUCCCGCCGCGGGAGUCCGGGAACUCGAGGCCUCGGGAACGCCGUGCGGAGGGGGAGGAGCUCGAGGGCCCCGGGCCCCGGGGGACGGGUCCGGGAAGUGGAUCCGAUCAGGGCUACAGCUCCAGAACGUCCUCGCAGCACGGAGCCCCCGGCCGGGAGGAUCCGCUGGAGGCUCUGAGGAGGCUGCAAGACGAGCUGUUUCAGAAGAACCCGGGGUCCUCCGACCCGGGUCCUGAAGGGUCCUGAGGGGUCCUGAGGGGUCCUGAUGGGUCCUGAGGGGUCCUGAGGGGUCCUGAGGGGUCCUGAGGGGUCCUGAGGGGUCCUGAUGG
Molecule: messenger RNA, 2466 nt
Organism: Pseudoliparis swirei
Lineage: Eukaryota; Metazoa; Chordata; Actinopteri; Perciformes; Liparidae
Gene: il17ra1a
Product: interleukin 17 receptor A1a
Exons: 11
Coding region: 98-2383 (761 amino acids)
Molecular function (GO): interleukin-17 receptor activity
Source: RefSeq, a predicted model, not a curated record